Messenger RNA from Effrenium voratum, 1026 nucleotides. NCBI's taxonomy places the organism in Eukaryota, Dinophyceae, Suessiales, Symbiodiniaceae. The record is from the annotation of a GenBank genome assembly.
AGCCCUUUUUGUUCACCAUGCCAUGGUGACACCCGCGAUCUGACUCCAUCGGCCCCGAUGUCGCACCGCGCUGGCACGGGGGAUGCGCCGAUCCCCGGCCUGGUGACUUCUCGACGGAAUCCCGCCUACAAGCAGCGGUUGCAGAAGCAAAAGGAGGCCGAGGCCGCCGCGGAGGCCGCGCGGCGGGCGCAGAUCGCGCAGGUCAAGGCUGCCAAGCAGCUCCACAAAAGCCGGCGCAGGCGGUCGCCCGGCAAGAGGUCCAGGUCGCCGUCACGGCGGAAGGAGAAGGAGGUCCGCGAGACCUCGGAGGAGAGGGAGGAGCGGAGGAGUCGGGAGAAGAAGGAGGCGGAGGCGAAAGCCCUGAAGGCGCAGAAGGACGCGGAGGAAAAGAAAAAGCGGGCAGCUGAGGAGGCGGAAAAUCGCAAGCGCUGGGCCGAGCAGGAGGCGAAGUGGGCGGAGGAGCGGCGGCUCCGAGAGGAGCAGAAGAAGCUGGAGGAGGAGCGGAAGGUCGCUCGCCAGCAGAAGCUGAAAGGAGCUUUUGCCAUGGCCGAUGACGACGAGGAUGACGAGGAGCAGAGGAAGAAGGAGCUCCAAAAAAAGCAGAAGUCGAGGGCGCCUUUGGCCGCAGCCCCUGCAAGCAGCGUUGUGGUGCCAGCUGCCACGGCCAGCCGCCCUAAGGCGGAGAAAGAUGGGCAGGAUCCCAUCAGCCUCCGGGCCUCUUUGGCGGAUCCGUCGGGCCCGCGAGUGCACUCGCCGGGCGAAGUGGCGGAGCACUUCCGUCGUCUGUCCGAGAUGAAGAGAAGGUUCCGGCGCACGGAGUUCGGCGGGCCCCGGAAGCGGACGCCCUCCAGGUCGCGGUCGCGGGAGAAGUACAACUCGGCUCGGGUGUGCAUCAAGGAGAAGGAGCGCAGCCGCGGGCGGGAUUGAGCCCUGUGGCCCAGCGGCCCGGCUGAGAGCAUCGGAAGCGUCGCCUUUCGCGAAGUGCGACAGUGCGAAAGUGAGAGCCCGGCAAAAUCCAGGACCAAC